Hibiscus syriacus is the source of this 1563-nucleotide messenger RNA. Its product is annotated as GDSL esterase/lipase At5g08460-like. The transcript has 8 exons. The record is from RefSeq and is a predicted model, not a curated record. Bases 1 to 1545 code for a protein of 514 amino acids. Gene Ontology annotation, biological process: carbohydrate metabolic process. Lineage: Eukaryota; Viridiplantae; Streptophyta; Magnoliopsida; Malvales; Malvaceae. Gene Ontology annotation, molecular function: hydrolase activity, acting on ester bonds; hydrolase activity, hydrolyzing O-glycosyl compounds.
AUGGGGUAUGCAUUGGGAAUAGGUCCACCAGGCAGAUGCUCCGAUAGAAACUUUUGUCCAAAUGGUAAUGCUGCAACCGAGCCCUACAUUGUUUCCCAUAACCUGCUUCUCGCGGUCCAUGCAACUGCUGCUAGUCUCUACAAACAAAACUACCAGGCAACACAAGGGGGACAAAUUGGAAUAAGUCUUGUUGCACAGUAUGUUGAGCCAUAUCCAAACACAUCACUCGAUAUGGAGGCAGCAAUGAGAGCCAUGGAUUUCGAGUUGGGAUGGUAUAGGGAACCGCUGGUGCGAGGAGAAUACUCAGAAAGCAUGAGAAUAUUGGAAAAUACGCUUGGAAACGCUCUCGCAAAACAGCCCGAAAAAGUAUGGGGAAAAGGACGAGAAAUUGCUGAAAAUCUGCAGAGGAAGGAGGGAAUUAAAAGCGACACAGAAGAUAUGGAAACGACGCUGGCGUACCUGAGAGUACUGGCCUUCUGUUUGGCGGCUGCAAUCUCGGUCUCCGGUGGUGUGGCGGCGGCGGGAGCUCCCCUGUUUCCGGCGAUGUUUGUGAUCGGCGAUUCGUUAGUGGAUAACGGGAACAAUAACGGCUUGCGUUCUUUGGCGAAAUCAAAUUAUCCUCCCUACGGUAUUGAUUUCCAUGGAGGUCCAACGGGGAGGUUCUGCAACGGGAAAACCAUCAUAGAUUUCCUCGGAGAUUUGUUAGGUCUUCCACUACUUCCCGCCUUCACAGAAACGUUCGGCGGCGAAGUAGACAUUGAAACCGGAGUGAACUAUGCUUCAGCCGCGGCUGGGAUCCUCGAGGAAAGUGGCCUAAAUCUGGGGGACAGGUUCAGCUUGACUCAGCAGGUUGAGAAUUUCAAAAGCACAUUGGACCAGCUUCAAAACCAAAUGGACCAGGAGAUGUUGAAUCAACACUUGAGGAAAUCUUUACUUGUCACGAACAUUGGCAGCAACGACUACAUCAACAAUUAUCUCAUGCCCUCUAUUUACUCAUCAAGCUCCACUUACACACCUGAAGCUUUUGCUAAUCUUCUAAUAAACAAAUAUGCAGGUCAAAUAACGGAACUAUACAAAACAGGGCUGAGAAAAUUUUUGUUGGCCGGAAUCGGACCACUCGGUUGCAUUCCGAAUCAGCUGGCCAAAGGCUUUGCGCCGCCGGGGAAGUGUAUAACGGCCGUGAACGACGUGGUGCAAGUGUUCAACAGGCGGCUCAAGACUCUUGUUGAUCAGUUGAACGCUAACUACACCAACAAUGCCAUUUUUGUUUAUGGCAAUACCUAUGGAGCCUUCACCGACAUACUAAGUAAUCCGAAGACUUGCGGGUUUCAAGUGAUGGACAGAGGGUGUUGUGGCAUUGGGAAAAACAAGGGGGAAAUAACAUGUCUUCCAUUUUCCAUCCCGUGCUCCAACAGGGAUGAAUAUGUCUUCUGGGAUGCUUAUCACCCGACUCAAGCUUUCAAUCAGAUUAUUGCUCAAAAGGCCUAUUCAGGCCCCCAAUCUGCAUGCUAUCCCAUCAAUGUCAAACAGAUGGCUCAACGUUAAGGGGGUUAUUAAAUAAAA